CUAAAUCCAUACCUUAUGGUGGAAGUUCAUUUUGUAACAAGUGCAAUUAUAUUUUUACUUUUUUAACUCAUUAAAAAUAAUCAUAGAUAUAUUCUUCCGCAUCGUGAGCCGACUGAAAUAUCAGUAAUCCGAUAGCAAAUUUUGACAUGAGUGCUCAAGUUUGAACCAUGGCUGCCUGUAUAAGAGGACCAAGGACUUUGGCCAACAGCUCUGAACUCAACCAUAAAACUAACUCAGCCAGUAACUACAAAGCAUUUAUCAAGACUUACUCAAAAUGGGUGAACCAUUAUUUGGAAAAAGCACGAAGCAAAAAAUUAAUACAAGACCUCCAGGCCGAUCUCACAGAUGGGGUUUUAUUAGCUGAUGUCAUCGAGGCAGUCACCAGCCAUAAGGUCCCAAACAUCAACAGGAAACCAAAGACAGCAACUCAAAUGUGUGAAAACAUCCAGGCGUGCCUGUGCUUCCUGGAGCAGCUUGGGAUAGCGCUGGAUGGCAUCAACGUUCGGGAGGUGCGAGAGGGAAACCUUAAAGCCAUUCUGGGCCUCAUUUUCGGUCUGUCCGUUCACAAGCAGCGUCAGAAGCAACAGCAGCAGCAGCAGUCGCCACAGCACCAACAAACUCCACCGCCGGUCCAACAUGUCGCCGUCGAGAGGGACAAAGCCCAAAGGCACUCCGCAUCUGGUCAAGAAUCCGGCCUCACAAAGCUUCCAAGUCCGUUCUACAACCACACGAACGACCCUGGAUCGGGUUCCGGGAGUGGGAUCCCUACUCCGGCGAGCACUGGCGCCAGGCCGAGCGCCAUCGAACGCUUCAACGGACUCAACACCGCUGUGACUCCAUUGAAGUCUGCAUCAACUAAUAGCUCUCGAUCGACGAGCCCUUCUCACUCCUUUAUUCCAGCACCGAGAGUCUCUGCUCGCAGCUCUCUGAAUGAAAAGCAACUCACUGGUAGUGGAGUUCCUCGGAGCAGUAAUGUUCCCACACGUGUUAGUUUGGCAAGCCCCUAUAAUCCUGCAAAUACCAAAUCAUCCAUCAUCUUUACACCCAAAGAGAAACCAAAAUCAAGUAUCGGUAGUACCAAAAGAACAUCUAGUUCGAGUGGAUUCAGUUCAGCCAGAUCGGAAAGAAGUGAUUCCUCAAAUAGCCUGUAUAAUGAUCCUAAGCAAACGACUCUUGAGAAGAAAAUUCCUUCCUCAACAGAUUCAGCACUGCGGAAAAAGCUUAUCAAGACUGGUGAAUCUAAAAUAGCAACAAAAGCUAAUUGUAAAGUUCAACAAAUUAGACCUUUAAGCAAAGCUGCCUUAGAUAAACAAAACGAGCUUACAAACUCAAUAAGUUCUGAGACAAGUGAUGAGUCAAGACUUAGCAUUGGAGGUGGCAGCAGCAUACCAAAACCACUAGCAGCAGUUAAAGGAACAAGCAAGCCGACUCAUUGUGUGUCCCCGAUGCCUGUUUUAGAACAAACCACUAUCGUCAUUGAAAAUGAUGAAAGCAUCAAGAAAAAAGAAGAUGACGAUGAAAAGAAAGCGAAAGAAGAAAUAAAAGAAACUGAGAAGAUUGUACCACCAACUGUAAACAACCACACUAAACAAGUUUCUGUGGAUGAGGAAGACUGUUUAUCAAACAUCAAGCCAAUGCAACCAAUGAGAGGCUAUCCCAAGCAAAACGGCAUGCUGCAGCGGGCUCACUUAUCCACAGAACAACUAGCAAUGCAUCAUCAGUCAAUGGGGAUGCAGUCUCAAAACUACAUGAGGCACCUAGAAAACAGCAGGACAAGGUUGAACUCUGACCACUCGGGUAUGAAUGGUUACCUCUCUGACGGUGAAAUCCUUCAAAACGGGUCAAGUUCAAGAUCAGUGUCAGAUUUCUGUGAUGGCUAUAUGUCAGAGGGAACAGCAAUUUAUGGUUCUUCUCCCAAUCACCAAAGAAACGGGGCUUACAGUCAACCUGGAAAAGACAGUAAACCUCAACCAGUGCAACGGAUAUUGGUCAAACCAAAGUCCAAAAAAUUGAAUGACGACCAAUCUAAAAAUGGAGAGAGUAGGUCUUCUCCAUCCACACUCAAUACCAAAGAAAAUCAUGUUAAGAUAUUAGUCGGAGAGCAAGUAAUCUCAUCAAUGGAUUAUCGAGGAACUAAUGGUGGAGAGCCUUCACCCGCUAUAAUCUAUCGCUCUGGGAGGAGUCAUGUUAAAAAAUCGGAUAGCAGCCAACAAACUGAAACGAGCGCAUUCCCUGCCAAGCAGUGGAAUUCAGAUUCUUCCAGGACACCAGAAAAGCGAAUCGUAUCCCAGAGAAAGUUAGAUAAAAAGUCAUCAGAUUCUCAUUCAAGAGAAGAAUUAACGUGUAUAGAAUAUUGUAAUGGUGAUAGAAAAUUAAAUCUAAGGGACAGUAAGAACAAAGUACGCGGAGUGCCUCCCAGUUUUGGCUAUACAAAACGACCAACAAAUGGUGAUGGAGGUAAAGGUGAAACUCGAACAGCACAAGUCUCCGCAGUGCCUCGCACCAAGGUUAAAGUCUCAGGUGGCACACAGACGGAAUCCAUCAACAACUCUCAGAAUGUUCGAGAUAGAAUUAGCACUUUUCCUCGCACCAGUUAUUCAUCCCAUGUUCCUGGUGACCUAAGCGAAGCAGAAUCCUUACCUGCCUCUCAAUCACAUCAUAGAGUUAGUUUAGCCAGACUGAGUAGAAGCAAUAGUAUAAGCUACCUACGAGACCGGACUUUCCCCAGAUCAACAAAAUCAGAAAAAGUCUAUCCGUCAAUGCUUCAGCGUUCUGAGGAGUUAGAAUCUUAUUACAACAUCCCCUACAACUUAAACCACUCAUCACAGCCGACAAGUCCAACACCUAGUCAAAUGUCCCAAGGAACGAUUUCAAGAAUGUACUAUCAAAUGUGGCCAGGAGGAGGGGGAUCCAUGUGGAGCGCCCGUAACAUGGGCCUCCUGUCUAAAGUUGGAAGCAAAGAAGAUGACGUUCAUGGAUCAGCGGUCAGUCUUUAUAGUACGCCAGAAGAGAAACAAGGACUUGAAGUUAGGAAACUCCGGAGGCAGCUAGCAGAUGCUCAUGACAAAGUACACACGCUAACCACCCAACUUUCUACAAAUGUGAGUUUUUCUUUCAUUCCAUCUGCAUGCAUAUAUUGUUUUUUCCUCAGGCAAAAUUUACUUUCCUUUAUGAUGUGGAUUUUGUGUCGGAUGUUCGGUAUUAUUUAG
Messenger RNA from Bemisia tabaci, 3209 nucleotides. Lineage: Eukaryota; Metazoa; Arthropoda; Insecta; Hemiptera; Aleyrodidae. The record is from RefSeq and is a predicted model, not a curated record.